ACGCGUGGACGUCAAGUCUGCACAUGUAUUCCAUUGGUCUAAAAUGCGGAAGUUUUCGAAAUCACAAAUUUACAAACUACAGUUGAUGAAACACUCUGUUUGUGUGUUAUAUGUAGAUCGUUGCUCGCAGUGUAUUGCGCCAUGUAACCCGGACGCAGUUUCAAGUGCUCAAGUAACCUAGCAUAACAGAGUUAGCUUAGCAUAGUUAGUGUUUAAAGCCGCUGGUUGUUAAGCUUGUGUUUCUGCAGUAUAUGAGGCGUUCAGGUCCGGACACCUGGACGUAAUAAAGACAUAAAGUGGGCACUUGUGGUGUUUUUUUUAUUCCAACACGAUAACAAAACGCUUCGAUGUAGAUGAAGAGAGAGAGAGAGAGAGAGAGAGUGCGAGAGAGACAGGUGUGAAGAUGCUGUUGCCCAUAGCGAUGCUGAUGCUCUCACUCACUCAGAUCUUCAUCAUCACCUUCAUCAGCCUGCUGCCUGUGGAGGCCGACAUCACAGCAUACUCGGCUGAUAAUCAAACAGAGACAUUUGACGAUGCUCCUGCUCGGUUUGGAUACAGAUUGCCCAACCAGGGCCUGAAGGGUUUCCUGAUUGGUGCACGGCCUGAGAAUGGAUGUGUGCCAAUUGAUCCUCCACCAAUCAGAGAUAACUCCAGCAGCAGCAGCUUCAUCGUCCUCAUCAAACGAUACCACUGCAAUUUCGACAUCAAGGUCCUGAAUGCUCAGAGAGCAGGUUACAUUGCUGCCAUUGUUCACAAUGUAGAUUCAGAGGAGCUCGUCAACAUGGGAUCUGAUGACUUGGAAGUGGUGAAGCAGAUCAACAUCCCGUCUGUGUUUGUCGGAGAAAAGGUUUCUAAGUCUUUAAUGGAGGAGUACAGCUACGAGCGAGGAGGUUAUGUAAUCCUGAUGCCUGAUUUCAGUUUGCCGUUGGAAUAUUACUUGAUCCCGUUCCUCAUCAUCGUGGGAAUCUGUCUUAUUCUCAUUGUGGUCUUUAUGAUCACAAAGUUUGUUCAGGACCGACGCCGAUCCCGACGGAGCCGACUGCGCAAGGACCAACUGAAGAAACUCCCCAUCCACAAAUACAAAAAAGGUGAUGUCUAUGACGUUUGUGCAAUCUGUCUGGAUGAGUAUGAGGAGGGGGAGAAGCUGCGCGUGCUGCCCUGUUCACACGCAUAUCACUGCAAGUGUGUGGACCCGUGGCUAACGAAGACAAAGAGGACGUGCCCGGUAUGUAAGCAGAAGGUGGUUCUGGCCGGUUCGGAAUCGGACUCGGACUCGGACAGCGGGGGAGACGAGAGUGAUGAGGUUUCUGAAAGCACGCCACUGCUGCGUCCACAACCUCCCGCCCGAAUCCGCACCCCAUCUCUCGCCAGCACACACUCCGCCUCCACCAGCCACCCUGACUGCUCUGACUCCGACUCCGACUCCACCGAGGAAGAGGUUGAAGGUGAGGUGGUCACCGUGGAAACAGUUGUGGUGUUGCAGCAGGAACGACCCGAUGAUGACCUCAUCAAUGCCUAAAGACAAGCCAGUCGGACUGCUAAUCAAUCUGCAGUGACAGUAUAGCUCAUCUACACACACACACACACACACACACUCACAGAGUUGUUUAUGAUGGUACAGUUUAUGAUUUUAUCACAAAUGUAGAGUGAUGGUGGUUUGAAUGUCAUCUCUGAGAAAGACACACACUCAGCUUUACAUUUAUCCAAAAUAUGGAUGUAACAGACUUUAUGACUACCUAAAAAUUAUGCCUACGUAGGAUCCCUCCUCCCAAAUGAAACCUAUUCUAAAGCGCCGAUGAUGAAUGUGACUGUGUAUCGUUUAACUGACUUUCGGCGCACCCGUGUCUUCUGUAGCACCUUUUUAUUAACCUCAUUUCCCUUUAUAGGAGUUUUAAUCUUCUUGAUUUUGUUGAAUUUGUUUUUUUGCCAAAACUGUAGUCAGUGUUGCUUUUCUGUGUACAGUGAAGCCAAACGUGUUUUGUUUUUUUGAUCAUGCCACAUUUAAAACCAUUUGAUUUAAUUUGUUUUGGACUGAAAUUCUGAUGAAUGCAUGAUCAGCGCUCACACUCCGCAUUGUUCAGUUGGUCAGUGUGUGUUUUUAGUGUUCUGUCUUUGUGACGGUUACACACUCGCUGCCUUUCCCAGCUUCACUUGUUCACUUUAUUUUUCCGUACAGAUGAAUUUAAUUUCAACUUCAAUAAAUCAAUUCUUUUGUAGAAGUUGUACCAUCACACACAGGCACACACACAAUUAAAUUCUACAGGGUGUUCUAAAAGUCUCCAUACAUAUGGGACUAUGUUUGCGAAUGUCCACUUCUCGCUUCUUUUUGAAUUUUUAAUAAGUUCGACAGCAGUGUCGUGUGUGAUGUGCUUGCCAUGUUACAUGUUAAAGUCCAUCGCAACCUUAAAGACUCAAACAAUUUAUAUAAUAUAAACUAAGUAUGAAGAAUUUUGCUAAAAACUGUUAAUUUUGGGACACCCUGUGCUUUAUCUAUUGUCAGGAAUAGGCUCCUCAUAAAGGAGCAUUCGAAAUCCGCAUGUACAUUUAGAUCCCUAAUGCACAAGCCAGAGGUGACUGUGACGAGAAAACUCCCUGAGACGACUUGUGUAUUAUUAUUAUUAUUAUUAUUAUUAUUAUUAUUACAUGUCAAAACAUGACCUGAAUGUAGUAGUUCUGCGUAUAUUUGAGGGAACAUCUUAGUAACAAUGGCACCCAAAUAUUCUAACUCGCACACGGUCAACCUAGGCCAACAAACAACGAACCUUGUAGAAAUUGAUGGUCGUGUAAUGCACCGCCUGUUUAAUGUGAAUUAUUAAAAUAUUUGUUUUGAACAAUAGAAAAUGAAUGAAUUCGGUCUUGGGUCUGAGCCAGUCAGAUAUUAAAUUGAGCUUGAACAUGUGCUGGCGUGUUCUUUGCAGGCCACUGAAUCUGCGUGAGGUUUUGUUCUGUUUGUUGGUCUUAUGCAUGGUGAGACUCAAAUCAUUCCCUGAACAUCCAGACUGGACUGUCUGAUCACUUAUUGCAGUGGUGGGAACGUGGGAACCCUGAAGCACUGUCCAUAAUAUAUAUAUAUAUAUAUAUAUAUAUAUAUAUAUAUAUAUAUAUAUAUAUAUAUAUAUAUAUAUAUAUAUAUAUAUUUAUAGUUACAGCUGUAGAAAUCACAACUCACCUUUAUCCAAGUUAUUUUAUUUCUGCUAGAAUUCUAGUAGUUAUUAUAGCUGUUUGACUGCUCACUUGAGUAGAAUGGGGUUAAUCCAAACCACAAAAACAAGCCAGACUACAAAUAAGUUUUAUCCGAGUCGUCCUGGGAAUUUAUUUUACAGUUACAGCUUAGUCAAGGUUCUCCGUCUCGGGGUUCUCAUGAAGUCUUUGGUCACUGUGUACUUUGUAAUGGGGGACCCUAUGAGGGUCGAGACGAUGAAAUUUGUCCCCUGAGUUCCAUGUUUCUUGGCAGACAAGUUCUCAAGUCAGACCAUCAAAAGUUGGGGAAAAUGUAAAAAAUUUAAAUCCCUUUCACACCAUUGAAAUUUAUUAGUGGCAGACAUGGUGGUGCUACGUUCUCACAGUCUUCUCACAGUCCCAGGGUUCCCAGUUCCAUCUUGAGUUCGGUUUACUGUCUGUGUGGAGUUUCACGUGAAUACUAAUCACUAAUUUUUCAGGCGAAACUGUCAACCUUGGACCGAGACUGGUCAGGUGGGUUGCAUGUCUAUAGACCAAUGCCUUGCAGAUUUUUAACCAUUAUUCACUGAUGUUCAUUUCAGAGAUCGCUGUAUGAGUCACAUUGUUUUUAUUGAACAGCAUUCUCAUGUAUUCAAAAAAGAAAAUCCUAAUCACUUAAUGAUCUAACCUGAAUUCUAAGUGGAAUAAAUAGGAAAUAGAAAAAAAAAA
Messenger RNA from Ictalurus furcatus (blue catfish), 3888 nucleotides. RefSeq names its product ring finger protein 13 (gene rnf13). Gene Ontology annotation, molecular function: ubiquitin protein ligase activity. Gene Ontology annotation, cellular component: cytoplasm; nucleoplasm. Gene Ontology annotation, biological process: protein ubiquitination; ubiquitin-dependent protein catabolic process; positive regulation of DNA-templated transcription. NCBI's taxonomy places the organism in Eukaryota, Metazoa, Chordata, Actinopteri, Siluriformes, Ictaluridae. The coding region runs from base 404 to 1519 and encodes 371 amino acids. The transcript is spliced from 10 exons. The record is from RefSeq and is a predicted model, not a curated record.